Haemonchus placei is the source of this 948-nucleotide messenger RNA. The record is from the annotation of a GenBank genome assembly. NCBI's taxonomy places the organism in Eukaryota, Metazoa, Nematoda, Chromadorea, Rhabditida, Trichostrongylidae.
AUGUAUAGACAAAGAGAAGGUCUGACUUUAAAAGAGCGGCUAUCAUUCGGAAUGAGGCUCACUUUACUAAUCCUACUACUGGCUGCCGCUGUUAGCGCAGGUUUCUUCAGCAGGAUAAAGGAAAAGACGAAAGAAAUGUUCAGCACUGGACACCAUUACGCACAAAAACUGAAAAACGCAACAAAAAUUGGAUUCCAAAAGUUCCUCAUGAAGAUGGGAUUGGUCAAAAUUCGCGACAAAUUCAGAAAGGUGAAGAACAAAGCGCUAAAAUUGCUGCAGCUGACACCAGAAAUGUUGAAGUCCCUCAAAGAAAGGCUGAAGAAAAUACGACUGUUCAAGAGAGAUAAAGUGCAAGCUAUUGGAGACACUGUCACUGAGAUCAACGCGAACACUGAGGUUGACAAGGUUCUCUACCANCUCACUCUUCUAAAGUGCUCAAGCGGACGAGAUAAUCAAAGCGGAUCAAUCAACAAUACGAAGAUUACGAUGGUUCCCUUCGACAUCAAUUACCAACAGACUCUUGGCUCACCAUUCAUUUCGUUCACCGAAUUCUCCAUGAUCAACGAACACUACAACUGCAAAAAGAAGUGCGACCCGGAGGCGUCAGUACAGUGCGAAAUGGGUGGAUUCCCUCAUCCCCGCGACUGCAAAAAGUGUAUAUGCCCUGGAGGAUACGCAGGUGACAGAUGCACAGAAAAGCCAUCGGGUUGCGGUGAAAUAAUUCAAGCCUCACCGAAUUGGACGGUAUUCGUAGACACUAUCGCCGGUCCAGAUACUACAAAGCAGGAGGACUUCUCUACAUGUAAUUACUGGAUCGAAUCUCCAAAUGACACCUUGAUCGAAGUGGUACUGCUGAAUUAUACCAAAGGAGUUUCUAUUGAAGGCUGCCCCUUUGCUGGUGUAGAAAUCAAGACAAAUAAGGAUCAAACACUCACUGGCUACAGGUAG